Messenger RNA from Tinamus guttatus (white-throated tinamou), 2267 nucleotides. The record is from RefSeq and is a predicted model, not a curated record. Lineage: Eukaryota; Metazoa; Chordata; Aves; Tinamiformes; Tinamidae.
GCAUCCGAUCAUGGGACACAAACUUGGUUGAAUGCAACUUGGAUCAAGAACUUAAACUUUUUGUGUCUCGCCAUUCAGCUCGAUUUUCUCCUGAAGUUCGAGGUCAAAAAAUCCUUCACCACAGAAGCGAUGUCUUAGAAACUGUAGUCCUGAUCAAUCCCUCAGAUGAAGCCGUUAGCACUGAGGUGCGUUUAAUGAUCACAGAUGCUGCAAGACACAAGCUACUUGUGCUCACUGGACAGUGCUUUGAAAACACAGGAGAACUCAUUCUCCAGUCAGGAUCCUUCUCCUUCCAAAACUUCAUUGAGAUCUUCACGGAUCAAGAGAUCGGUGAGUUAUUAAGUACUACACACCCUGCCAACAAAGCCAGCUUAACUCUCUUCUGCCCUGAGGAAGGGGACUGGAAAAAUUCCAACCUUGACAGACACAAUCUUCAAGACUUCAUUAACAUUAAGCUCAACUCAGUUUCCAUAUUGCCUGAAAUGGAAGGACUCUCUGAAUUCACAGAGUAUCUGUCAGAAUCAGUAGAAGUGCCAUCACCCUUUGACAUUUUGGAACCUCCAACCUCAGGAGGCUUUCUGAAACUCUCCAAGCCCUGCUGUUACAUUUUUCCGGGUGGAAGAGGGGACUCUGCAUUGUUUGCAGUGAAUGGAUUCAACAUGCUUAUCAAUGGAGGAUCUGAAAGAAAAUCCUGCUUCUGGAAACUUAUCCGGCAUUUGGACAGAGUCGAUUCCAUUCUGCUCACUCACAUUGGAGAUGAUAACCUGCCAGGAAUCAAUAGCAUGCUCCAGAGAAAGAUAGCCGAAUUAGAAGAGGAACAGUCCCAAGGGUCCACGACCAACAGUGACUGGAUGAAAAAUCUGAUCUCACCUGAUUUAGGAGUUGUAUUCCUCAAUGUACCUGAAAACCUGAAGAACCUUGAUCCUAACUUUAGAGUAAAAAGGAAUGUAGAAGAAGUUUGUUUUACUCUCCAGUAUUUAAAUAAGUUGUCUAUGAAACCAGAGCCUCUUUUUAGAAAUGUAGGAAAUACCAUUGACCCCAUCAUUUUAUUUCAGAAAAUGGGUGUUGGCAAACUUGAGAUGUAUGUGCUUAAUCCUGUCAAAAACAGCAAAGAGAUGCAAUAUUUUAUGCAACAGUGGAGUGGUACUAAUAAAGAUAAAGCUGAAUUCCUGCUACCAAAUGGCCAAGAGGUAGAUAUUCCACUAUCCUAUUUCACCUCUGUCUCAUCCCUGAUUGUAUGGCAUCCAGCUAAUCCUGCAGAAAAAAUUAUUCGAGUUUUGUUUCCUGGAAACAGUACCCAAUAUAACAUUCUAGAAGGCCUGGAAAAACUCAAACAUUUAGACUUCCUUAAACAACCAAUGGUUACACAGAAAGACCUAACUGGGAACAUCGCUAGUCCAGCUGUGAAACAAGCAAAGCUGAAACAACGAACAGACAGCAAGGAGAGCCUUAAGCCUGCUGCAAAGACACCACCAAGCAAAUCCGUCAGAAAAGAAUCUAAAGAAGAAACUCCAGAACCACCAAAACCUACUCCAGCACCAGAAAAGCCUCCAAAAGUAGAAAGCAAAGAAAAAGUUCCAGUUAAAAAAGAGAAACCAGCAAAAGUGGAGACCAAACCUGUAGUGGCAGAAAAAGAUGUAACAAGUAAAGAAGAGCAGUUAGUGAAAUCUGAAACUGCUGAAAAGCAAGCUACAGAUGUAAAACCAAAAGUGGCAAAGGAGAAGCCAGUGAAAAAAGAAGUCAAAGCAAAACCUGAAGAGAAGAAGGAGGAGAAAGAAAAACCAAAGAAAGAAGUUUCUAAAAAAGAGGAGAAAACACCCAUCAAAAAAGAGGAAAAACCCAAGAAAGAAGAGAUCAAGAAAGAAAUUAAAAAAGAGGUGAAAAAGGAAGAGAAGGAAACUAAAAAAGAAGUGAAGAAAGAAGCUCCACCAAAGGAAGUUAAAAAAGAAGUUAAAAAAGAAGAGAAGGAAAUUAAGAAGGAAGAAAAAGAAGCCAAAAAGGACAUCAAAAAGCUCUUGAAAGAGACAAAGAAGACAUCUACUUCAACUGAAGCCAAAAAAACAGCAGCAAAGCCUAAACCGCAAAAGAAGGAGGAACCUGCUAAGAAAGAACCAGUACCUGCUGGAAAGCCAAAAGAAAAGGGGAAGAUUAGGGCUGUGAAGAAGGAGAUUAAAGUCAAUGAAGCGCAAGCUGCCCUUGCUGCAGUUGGAGCUGCUGCCACAACUGUAGCAACAGUAGCAGCUGUAGAAAUUGCAGCUAAUGGAAAA